Messenger RNA from Saccoglossus kowalevskii, 1266 nucleotides. RefSeq lists its product as uncharacterized. The record is from RefSeq and is a predicted model, not a curated record. Lineage: Eukaryota; Metazoa; Hemichordata; Enteropneusta; Harrimaniidae.
AUGGCUACAGAAAUAUAUCCAGAGUGCACCCAUCAUCUUCUUGCCAGUGUAUAUCCAGGGUGCACCAAUCAUCCUCAUGCCAGUGUAUAUGCAGGGUAUACCCACUACCCUCAUGCCAGUGUUUAUGCAGGGUGCACCCACUACCUUCUUGCUAGUGUAUAUCCAGGGUGCACCCACUACCCUCUCGCCAGUGUAUAUCCAGGGUACAUCUAUCAUCUACAUGUCAGUGUAUAUCCAGGGUAUACCCACUACCCUCAUGCCAGUGUUUAUCCAGGGUGCACCCACUACCUUCUUGCAAGUGUAUAUCCAGGGUGCACCCACUACCUUCUUGCCAGUGUAUAUCCAGGGUGCACCCACUACCUUCUUGCCAGUGUAUAUCCAGGGUACACCCACUACCUUCUUGCAAGUGUAUAUCCAGGGUGCACCCACUACCUUCUUGCCAGUGUAUAUCCAGGGUACACCCACUACCUUCUUGCAAGUGUAUAUCCAGGGUACACCCACUACCUUCUUGCAAGUGUAUAUCCAGGGUAUACCCACUAUCCUCAUGCCAGUGUUUAUCCAGGGUGCACCCACUACCCUCUUGCCAAUGUAUAUCUAGGGUGCACCCACUACCUUCUUGCAAGUGUAUAUCCAGGGUGCACCCACUACCUUCUUGCAAGUGUAUAUCCAGGGUGCACCCACUACCUUCUUGCCAGUGUAUAUCUAGGGUGCACCCACUAUCCUUUUGCCAGUGUAUAUCCAGGGUGCACCCACUACCUUCUUGCCAGUGUAUAUCCAGGGUACACCCAUCAUCUACAUGCCAGUGUAUAUCCAGGGUAUACCCACCACCCUCAUGCCAGUGUUUAUGCAGGGUGCACCCAUCAUCCUCAUGCCAGUGUUUAUGCAGGGUGCACCCACUACCUUCUUGCCAGUGUAUAUCCAGGGUGCACCCACUACCCUCUUGCCAGUGUAUAUCUAGGGUGCACCCACUACCCUUUCGCCAGUGUAUAUCCAGGAUACACCCAUCACCACCUUCAUGGCAGUGCUGCUGCUCCAAGGUGCACCCAUUAUCCUCAUGCCAGUGUAUAUCCAGGGUGUACCCACUACCUUCUUGCCAGUGUAUAUCCAGGGUGUACCCAUCACCACCUUCAUGCCAGUGUAUAUCCAGGGUACACCCACUACCCUCUCGCCAGUGUAUAUCCAAGGUACACCAUCAUCUUCAUGCCAGUAUAUAUCCAGGAUGCACCCACUACCUUUUUGCCAGUUAGUGCUAAAAUUGGGUGCUAA